Molecule: messenger RNA, 1242 nt
Organism: Trametes versicolor FP-101664 SS1
Lineage: Eukaryota; Fungi; Basidiomycota; Agaricomycetes; Polyporales; Polyporaceae
Exons: 2
Coding region: 1-1140 (379 amino acids)
Source: RefSeq, a predicted model, not a curated record
AUGUCCUCAGAAGUGCUUACGACGAAGCUCACGAUUAAUGCUACGAUUGCAUCAUGUAUCGCCUUUACGCCAGGCCAACUUCCGAUAGAAAUCGUCGAGGACAUCGUUGCCGAGGCCUGGAAGUCAGCCUCUAGCGCGAAUGAGCGCCAGCACCUCUACUCCUCACUCAAACAAGCGGACCCUACUCUUGGGGAUGUCAUUGGCCGAGUCGCGAUACGCUAUGUUACCCUCGCAAUGCCACUAUAUUCCACAGAGCCAUCGGAUCAUACCCUGUACUCCGAUAUCGUCCGCGAAGUGGAACACACGCAACCGGUCGACGGUCCGCCCGACCAUGCUCCCAGUACCGCCGAUCAGCACUUUAGAGCGUCCCAUCUACGUCUAGAUAUGACAGAUGUACGUGGAGGCACGACAACCGAUUGCGGCAUCCGUGUGUUCGAAGAUCGCGGUGGACCGCUCUACUCGAUCCUAAACUCUGUCUCGUCCAUCACCCUCGCCUCCCUACUUCCCAUCCCAGAACGAGACAUUCGCCGGCUCGUAGGAGACAGCUUUAUCCUGGGCACGCUGCGAGAAAUGGAGAUUGUUUUCGGCCUGCUCGCCGACCUUCCCCGCCUCACAUCCCUCUACCUUGAAUACGACGUCGGCGUCCACAGCGCCCGCCUCGGCAAAGGCCCAAUGCCCCCCAUCGCGUUCACGGCCCUCACGUUCCUGCGCACCCGUACGUGCCCGUGCUGCGGCCUCCCGCCCCACACGUACAACGCGCCGUACGACGGGAGCCGCGGGCACGCAGCCGAGUGCGCGCGGGGAGCGUUCGCGCGCAUGUUCCCGCGCCUCCGCGAGCUGUGGCUCGACGCGCCGCUGUUCCUGCGGUACCUCGUCGUGCCGCCGUCGCUGGAGAGCAUUACGCUCGACGCGCCGCCGCCGGCGAAGCUGUUUUGCUCGAUUCAGACGUACAACGUGGCGGCGGGCUUGCGGCGCUGGAUGGAACCUCGGCAGGAUGCCGCAAGUGGUGAGGCCGCGAGGAUGCGGCUGGAGAAGAUUGUCGUUCGUACCGGAGGAGUAGAGCCGAUUGGGUGGCGGCAGGCUCAGGAGGCUUGUGACAAGUACGGUGUCGCGUUCGUCAGAGAGGUUCAUUACGUGUAGGUUGGGGCCGGCAUACAUCGUGUACGAAAGGAGUCAGACUGCUCUCUGCAUUACGGCUCACCUUUCUAGUUUGCACAGGUAUGUGAGCAAAUCCUCUUCAUC